GAUUAACGAUUUACGUGCAGUAGCGGGGCAACAUUGGGGCUCGUGGAUAUGCUGAAGAUAUCUAUCCUUAGGACGUCAAUGUAACCUCAACAAUGCCGACCGUGGAUAUUCUAUCCCGCAUCAUUAUUGCAACCAAAAGAUCAAGAAAGGGAAUCCGCAAUAGCAUUCCCGGAAAUAGAUUUAUGGUUAUCGCACGAAUCUCGGAGGGAAGGAAACUUCCCACGGUAGUGCGAUUCCAAUACUACGUGGGGGAUGAAAUUGUUUGUACUCGGCCUCCCAUCAUUAUUGUAUCAGUCAGUACUCACUCAAGGUACAUCAUCGUAUCGCCAUCGAAUCGCUCACAUCUGCGAGCUGUUUCGAAUGAACAAAAUUCUAGAACAACUGACUAAAAGUUGGUAUCUGAAACCACCCAUUUUGCCCCUCCAUGUUACGUCCAACAUCUCCACUAUCUGACUGCCAACACCACGUUUUAACCACGAAAGCUAAUCUCUGUGUCACUAUCCCAUCACGAUAUGGAUCCUUUAUCGCGCCAAUAGUCAUUGCUUCUAGAAAUGUAAUUUUUGCCUAUGAUCGCGAGUGUGUCUGUUGGGUCUUAUUUUGAGGCGUGGCGCAGCCGCAGCGUUUGCAGCUCAUCCAUCCAGUGAUGAUGACUCGCUUCAACAUCCGACAGGAUUAACCGGAUUUGAUGACCUCUCGCAUCAGCUUCGUACAGGAGCCACAUUUACAACCAUAGAAUCUGACUUGCAUCUUGCAUGAUGCCAUUUUCUUUCUGAGCAAUACGUCCCCGGGAGGCUCCUCUGUAUCUUCGUCAGAAAAGAAAAUCCUUCAAGAUGGUGUGGUGCAGUGGGGGUGAAGAUACAUAGCCAUACCAGAAGCUAUUUGAGGAUCCACACAUCGUAGGAUAAAUAACAUGGUGGCUUUCAGUGAAGAAACCUUGGAUCCGAUCAGAUACUAAUGAUGAAGUUAAAUACUCAAUAAGUCAGCGUCGAUAUUUAGAUGUUCGAUAGCUUGUCUACAUCUGUUCUUGUUGUACCCAGUUCGCAUUCCAUAAUCUCUCUUACUCUAUCAAAAUACUGUGUCUUUCGAAAUCCACAGAUCUUGCACCUUUUGGUAUUCAGCCGCAGCAAAUAUGUACACAUCGUUGCCUGGAAGUAGAAAUUCCAAGACAAAUCUACCGCCUAAUAUUUCGGCUCCGGAAGAAUAUACGUCACAGUAUGGACGCACAACCUCGCCAGAACGAUCACUUAUUGAAAAUGAAGAAUCGACGACUACUUUAAGUCCCUCGCCAGGGAUUUUGUCUCCCGACUCAGGAAGCAUCGACUUGGAAAAAUCUGAUUUGCCAAUUGAGCCCGAAUCGAAGAACAGAGGAUGGAGAUUCUACGGAAGUUUUGCUUGUUUGGCAAUCCUCAACCUCGUUUGUGCUAUUGAUGCCACAAUUCUUUCUGUGGCUUUACCUACGAUUGCAACAAGCUUACACGCCACUGCAAUGCAAGCUUUCUGGUGCGGUACAUCAUUCCUUCUAUGCUCUACAGUCUUUCAGCCUACAUGGGCAGCUUUCUCGCACAUCAUCGGCCGGAAAUCAGUACUUCUGACUGCUCUAUUUCUCUUCUCGGUUGGCACAAUUCUUUGCUCCGUCGCCAAGAACAUUGAGCUCCUCUUGGUAGGUAGAUGCAUUCAAGGUAUUGGAGGAGGAGGCCUUGUAGGUUUGACUUAUGUCCUUCUUGCUGAUAUGGUUACCCUCCGUGAGCGCGGUAAAUGGAUGUCGAUAAUAUCUCUUCAAUGGGCCAUUGGUUCCGUUAUUGCCCCAGUUAUCGGUGGUGCUUUUGCAGAAAAGGUCACAUGGAGAUGGAUCUUUUGGCUGAACAUCCCCUUUUGCGUUGUCAGUGCUAUUGGUAUCCCCAUAUGUCUGAAACUGAACAUUAAGCAAGGUUCUAUGUGGACUAAGCUUAAGGCCUUUGAUUGGUUUGGAUCGUUCUUGUUUGUGGCCUCUGUCACCAGUUUUUUGAUUCCUCUUACCUGGGGAGGUGUAAUGUAUACCUGGAGCUCUGUCCGCACACUCGUACCACUACUAGUCGGUGUUGGUGGCCUGAUCGCUUUUCUCGUCUACUCCAUCUUUCAAAAAGGCGACCCGUUAAUUCGACGAUCAUUGUUCAACUCCCCCACAGCAAUAGUCGCUUACUUCGGCACAUUCGUUCAUGGAAUCUGCGUAUGGUCCAUUCUUUUUUACAUGCCUCUAUACUUUGAAGUCGCCAAAAAUUAUACUCCCAUCCAAUCUGGCAUUGGUCUUUUCCCAAUGACCUUCACUACCGCUCCAGCUGCCGUGGUAGUCGGUCUCAUUAUUGCCAAAACCGGUCGUUAUCGUCCUUCAAUCUGGGCAGGAUGGGCUAUCUCUACAUUAGGGCUUGGUCUUCUCAUUCUUCUCAAAGAAUCCACUUCAACAGUAUCCUGGAUCUUUCUCAACCUCGUUCCAGGUAUUGGUCUAGGCACUCUAUUUUCAGCUCAAGGAUUUGCAGCCCAAGCUUCAGUUACCAAUGCUGACCUUCCCUUUGCCGGAGCUAUGUACUCUUUCUUCCGAGCCUUUGGCCAAACAAUCGGCGUGGCAAUAUCUGGAGUCAUCUUCCAAAACACAUUCCAAAACAAGAUUCUCAAAACAUCCUAUGCCGUCUACGCAAACGAAUGGUCAAAAGAUGCAUCUGCAUUUGUGCAGAUUGUGAAAGCAUGGGCAAAUACCGGAACCGAAGGAGAAAUGAAACAAGUGGUCAUUGGAGCUUAUGUCGAGAGCUUAAGAAUGGUAUGGAUCGUCAUGUGUGCAUUAGCUGGACUGGCUUUCGUUACUAGCUUGAUCUUCACUAAAGAGAUUGCUAUGAGUAAAGAGCUGGAAACGGAUCAAGGAUUCGAUUAUGGGUAUGAUGGUAGGAAGGGGAGGGAAAGCAGUAGAACUAUCGUUCCUAUUACCCCGCAACAUAAUGGGGAUACGAUAGUUUGAUGUUUGGAUCUAAUGACGUAAUGAUAUAUGAUACAUGAUAUAUGACAUGCUUGGGAUUGGGAUGCAACGUUGGGGAAAGUAGGAAACAUGUCUGAUAUACGUAGACGUGGUAAUGUAAUGGGACGACCAAAGAAGAUAUCCUCGUCCAUAUCUGCCUCGCAGGUUAUAUUAUAAUAAUAGUUUUUUAUUUUUUUCGAUCUAGCCA
This is a messenger RNA of Botrytis cinerea B05.10, 3191 nucleotides long. RefSeq lists its product as hypothetical. NCBI's taxonomy places the organism in Eukaryota, Fungi, Ascomycota, Leotiomycetes, Helotiales, Sclerotiniaceae. The record is from RefSeq and is a predicted model, not a curated record. The transcript has 3 exons. The coding region runs from base 1130 to 2986 and encodes 618 amino acids. Gene Ontology annotation, molecular function: transmembrane transporter activity. Gene Ontology annotation, biological process: transmembrane transport.